AUUCCGGUACUGACGGAAAAGUGUGUGAACCGGCGAUCGUUUGCGUGCGAUUGCGAUCAAAUUGAUUGAGUGAUUGUCAGUGUGUGCUGAGACAACGUGUUUAUUAUAGCUAGCAUUCCCCUGUGAAAAAUUACAAUUGUUUAAUUACAACUUCAAUAAAAUAAACUUCAUCAGUAGUUAUGGCCGCGAUGUCCGUCAUUGGUAUUGAUUUCGGCAAUGAAUCCUGCUACAUCGCUGUAGCGAAAGCAGGUGGUAUCGAGACAAUAGCCAAUGAUUACAGUUUACGGGGUACUCCAUCAUGUGUGGCCUUCUCCCCAAAGAACAGAAUAUUGGGUGUUGCUGCAAAAAACCAGAUGGUUACAAAUAUGAAGAAUACUGUUUUUGGCUUCAAAAGACUCCUUGGAAGAAAGUAUUCUGACCCACUAGUGCAAAAAGAGUUAAAACAUUUCCCAUUUAAAGUUGAACAAAGAGCAGAUGGAGGUAUUGGAAUACGGGUCAAUUACCUCGGAGAAGAAAAUGUCUUUAGUCCAGAGCAGAUAACUGCAAUGCUGUUUACAAAAUUGAAAGAUAUAGCAACUGUUGCACUACAAACUCAAAUUAAUGACUGUGUCAUCUCAGUACCCGGUUACUUCACCAAUGCUGAAAGAAAUGCUUUGCUCAAUGCUGCUUCUAUUGCUGGUCUCAAUGUGCUCCGUCUUAUGAAUGAAACAACAGCCACAGCAUUAGCAUAUGGUAUUUACAAACAGGAUCUCCCAGCACCAGAGGAGAAGCCACGCAAUGUUGUGUUCGUUGAUUUUGGUCAUAGUUCCCUGCAGGUGGCAGCUGUUGCUUUCAACAAGGGCAAAUUGCGUAUUUUGGCAACUGCAUCGGACCCUCAGUGUGGUGGAAGGGACAUAGAUAUGGCCUUGGCUGAAUACUUCUGUCAAGAUUUUGUGACUAGAUUCAAACUGGAUGCAAGAAAAAAUCAAAGAGCUUUCCUUCGUCUACUGCAAGAGGUUGAAAAAAUAAAAAAGCAAAUGUCUGCCAAUAGCACCCGCUUACCUUUGAACAUUGAGUGCUUUAUGGAAGAAAGGGAUGUCUCUGGUGACAUGCAGAGAUCCCAGAUGGAACAACUUUCAGCUGAAACUUUUACCAGAGUUGAGAGGACCCUGAGAGAUCUCCUACAUAAUGCUAAACUAAGACCCGAAGACAUUUACUCUGUGGAGAUAGUUGGUGGAUCUACCCGUAUUCCUGCUGUUAAAGGAUUGAUUGAACAAGUUUAUGGAAAAACUGCAUCAACCACUCUUAACCAGGACGAAGCUGUGUCGCGCGGAUGUGCCCUGCAAUGUGCGAUGCUGAGCCCCGCGGUGCGCGUGCGGGAGUUCAGCGUCACCGACGUGCAGCCCUACGCUGUGCACCUCGCCUGGGACGCAGCGCGCGGCGAAGACGGCGACAUGGAGGUGUUCCCUCCAUUCCAUGCAGCUCCAUUCACAAAGAUGUUGACGUUCUACAGAAAGGAACCUUUCUCAGUCAGCGCUUAUUAUUCUGGGCAAAUUCCCUUCCCAGAUACUUUUAUUGGUCAAUGGCACAUUAGAGAUGUUCAGCCAACCUCAGAAGGGGAAUCCCAGAAGGUUAAGUUGAAAGUACGCGUAAAUAUUAACGGCAUCAUAACCGUCGCGUCCGCUUCACUUGUGGAGAAGAAGCAAGAGAGCGCGCAGAAUGAGAAUAUUGAGAUGGAGAAUUCUGAGAACCCGACUCAAGAGGCGCCUAUGGAGACCAACGGGUCUCAAGACUCGCAACAGAAUGGGCCAGAGAACCAAGAGGUGAGGGAAGAUGAGGUGGGGGCGGAGCCGCAACAAAAACAGUCGUGGACACAGAGAGUAGGCCAGUGGUUCAGCGGGGAUAACUCUGAUGACAAAAAGGACAAGUCAAAGGAGAAGUCCAAAAAAGUACUGGUGAAAACUAUUGAACUGCCCAUCGAUGCUAGAACUCAUGGCUACUCUCAACACGACCUCAAUACUUACAUGGAACAAGAGGGUAAGAUGCAGGCGCAGGACAGGCAGGAGAAGGAGCGCGCGGACGCCCGCAACGCGCUGGAGGAGUACGUGUACGAGCUGCGCGGGCAGCUGUCGGAGGGCGAGGCGCUGCACGCCUUCGUGGCCGACGACGCGCGCGCGCGCCUCGUGCGUGCGCUCGACGCGCUCGAGCACUGGCUCUACGACGAGGGCGAGGACCAGAACCGGCAGGUUUAUAGUGACAAGUUAACAGAGUUGAAAACGGAAGGAGAACCCAUUAAACAAAGAAGAUUAGAAUUCGAACUUCGUCCAGGAGCCCUAGACGAUUUCUCACUAGCCAUUCAAUUAGCUAAUAAAGCCAUCGAUCUUUACAAGGCCGGCGAUGCAAAAUACGCGCAUUUAACGGAGUCGGACAUGCAGAAGGUGAGCGAGGCCGCCGCGAGCGCGCACAGCUGGCUGGAGAAGGCGCGGCAGACGCUGACGCAGACGCCGCCGCACCAGGCGCCGCCGCACACCACGCACCAGAUACGCCAGGAGCGACAGAACUUUGAGAAUUUGAUCAAUCCUAUCCUGAACAAGCCGAAGCCUAAAGAGAAAACGCCGCCGCCAGCGACCAACCCCACGGCGGGCGACGGGCAGCCCGGCGCCGGCAGCGACCAGCCGCAGGAGAAGAUGGACGUGGAAUGAGCUCCGCACGCCCGACACACCUCCCGUAGUCACCUAGAUUUUCUUGACAAUGCAACACUUAUCUCUAACCACACGGAUUCCCGAUCAACAAAUUACUGCAACAGCUCUUUUUUAUAUCUAAAUUCUUACUUAGCAGUUAUAGAUUCACCCUGUUAUUCAUAAAAAGAUACAAGCAUACUUUAAGCUAAAGUAUGUUUGGUCUCUUUCUUUCAAUUUCAGAUUUAAAGUGCGACAGUGGCAAAAUAUACUUUAGCUUGAAAUAUGCUUUAUCUUUCGAAUAACGGGGUUAGAUUGUAUUGUGAGGAUUAUAGUUCUAAAUUUAGAUUGUAUUGAGGGUUAUAUCUUUUUCAAAGAAAUUGCUGUAUUGAAAACUCUCAUACAACAUACCUACCGUGAUUUUAUAUGUUCUUGGCCCGGAGCUCCGAUGGCAACGAUUGUUAAGGAAAAUCUGAAUCCGUGUAGUAUGAUCCUAUUUUAUACACCUCCAAACAUUUACUGUUUAUGAAUUCGACUUUUAAAAGUUAUUAUUUAAUCUGUGUGGGAGCCGCGUGUUGCCCAUAUUUGGGCGAAUAUGGUAUAUAAUUAAUAUUUAUUUUGAUUCAAAUGUGACCACGUCUCGUGUUACUUAUAUUUUAUUGGAGUUCAGUAAAUAUUGUUUUGAAUGUUGGUAACUCGAUUAUAAUAAUAAAUAAUAGUUGCACAUUUCUUAAUUUGACAUAUAACCCGAGAAGUAUUAAUUUAUACUUAUUUUUGUUAUGAUUUGUACACAAAGUGCAUUUUACUGCUUCUGGCAGAUUUCCUUCAUUGUGAUGUGAUAAAAUAAUGAAUUUAGUCACUGAAUAAAUUUAUUAGAAAAUAAAAUACUACUUACAAAAUAUUACUACUUAGAUAGUGCUUAUUUCUUUUUUUUAUUAUUAAUAUUGUUUUAUAUUUAUUUGGUCUGUUUUAUCCGUAAUAUCACAAUGCACCAAUAGUAUAUUUUCAGUAAAAGAUAGUUAAUGCAAGUUUUAGAAACAUCGAGACAUGUCAUCGUCACGUUUUUUAAAUGUACAAAAUUGUAUUGGUUGCUAUUUUAGAACACACGCUUUAGCAUUCCACAUUCUCGAAAUAUACUUAACUCGAUUUUUGUCUCUAUACUACUGUUAUAAUUACGUUUUCUUUAUUAAAACUACUGUCGCUGGAUACAUUUAAGUCUUGGAUUCUUGUUUUCCACAAGAAAGACUUGUAAUUUUAUUAAAAGUAAGUGCAAACUACCUAUAUGUGUAUAAGUUGAAAAAGAAGUUCAUAUUUUAUUUGCUAAAUUAGCACGAUAGUGAUUGUCUUGUGGUGCAUCCAGCCAGACUACCUAUCACAGAAAAAUAAUGAUAGGAUUACUUAGUCAAAUUUGAAUGUGACUGUAGUAUUUUGAUUUAAUACUUUUUUCUGUAUUAUAAAAUAAUAUACUUCACUGAAUAAUUACUUUGGUAUAACUUGUGCAGAUAAAGAAUUGAACGCAUUAACCCGAUUACGAAAGGUAAGAAAUUAUUUCUCUGAACGACUUGAAAUACACACGUAAGUUCGAUUUUUAAUCUGCAUAUCUGCACUACUCCGUAAAUUACUGCCGAAUUAUGUUUACCUGUUUGGCCUACCUACGUAUUGUACAUACCAAUAAAUGGUUGAACCAUAAGUAUGUUAUUUGUGCAUUUCUAAUAUUAAAGGCUUAGUAAAUUAAUUAAUAAUA
Plodia interpunctella (Indianmeal moth) is the source of this 4401-nucleotide messenger RNA. RefSeq names its product Heat shock protein 110 (gene Hsc70Cb). Gene Ontology annotation, cellular component: nucleus; cytosol. Bases 180 to 2681 code for a protein of 833 amino acids. The transcript has 15 exons. The record is from RefSeq and is a predicted model, not a curated record. Gene Ontology annotation, molecular function: ATP binding; ATP-dependent protein folding chaperone. NCBI's taxonomy places the organism in Eukaryota, Metazoa, Arthropoda, Insecta, Lepidoptera, Pyralidae. Gene Ontology annotation, biological process: protein folding.